This is a messenger RNA of Argentina anserina (silverweed cinquefoil), 693 nucleotides long. RefSeq lists its product as uncharacterized. The transcript has a single exon. Bases 1 to 693 code for a protein of 230 amino acids. The record is from RefSeq and is a predicted model, not a curated record. NCBI's taxonomy places the organism in Eukaryota, Viridiplantae, Streptophyta, Magnoliopsida, Rosales, Rosaceae.
AUGAAUGACCAAGUUGGCCCCAAGUAUCAGGAGGUACAAAGCUAUCAAAGAAAUAAACAAGGGCCGUAUACUGUGAUCCCUAUGAUUGAGAAGACACUGUAUGUUGAUACUGUAAAUACUACCAAAACAUCAUGUCUAAAUUCAAGCUCUUUGUAUACCCAAGAACGAGUAGACUCUGCUGUUGAGAUCAAUCGGACCCUAUUAAAGAGAAGUGGGAUGGAACAAAUGUCUACAGAAGAGUCUUUGUUUCAAGAUAUCAAAUAUCUGACUAAUUUUGAGAGCAAUGGCGUCUCAGAACCUGCAGUAUUGGAGUCUGCUGAAGAUAGUUCAUCUUCAUUUUCUGACAUAUCCCAUAUUAGAGGCCAAGUAGUUGCAGUGGAGGACUCCCAGCUAGGAAUUGAUACGAGGAGUGAUGACAUUAUGAAAGGGGAUCCAGGAAAUGCUAGCAUUAUUGUAGUACAGUCUCCUCUUCCCCCACCUUUACCAAAAUCACCUUCCCAGUCUUGGCUCUCAUCGACACUCUCUUCAACUCCUUCACAGAAAUCAGUCUCCACUGGUACCAAAAGGCCGAGUUCCAAAACUUCCUCUGCUGGUACCAAGUGGGAAACCAUUGUAAAGACUUCCAAUUUGCACCAUGAUCAUGUGCGCUACUCCGCGGUAAUCACUGUUGGAGAAAAGAGAUCUCACAUCUAA